Molecule: messenger RNA, 2706 nt
Organism: Bicyclus anynana (squinting bush brown)
Lineage: Eukaryota; Metazoa; Arthropoda; Insecta; Lepidoptera; Nymphalidae
Product: UPF0415 protein C7orf25 homolog
Exons: 9
Coding region: 489-1697 (402 amino acids)
Source: RefSeq, a predicted model, not a curated record
AAAGAGAAGAAGUUAACACAAAUGCUUCAACUUGCAAAUAUGUAAUGUUGUCGAAAAAUAGAUAAGUUAUAACACGUCUAAAUCCCCAAAAUACUCUUAGUUAAGCCCAUUAUAUUUUGGCGUUAGGGUAUUCAGCAAUGCUGUCUAUUCUUUAAUGUGUCGUAGUUCUUAAAGGUUAUAUCGAUUUGUAUUAAUUACAUCACUACUACUUAAUAUGUUUUGGUCUGAGAUAUUUUUUUUAUUCACCUACACUACAUUUGUCGUCUGUGAAGUGUGAAAAAAAAAUAGUUUUUGGCAGAAAAAAAAUACUAUAAGUUUGCAAAAACAAAUUCAAGAAUCCUGCCAGAAACCUAUUGCAGAAAUAAGCUUAAUGCAAUUAAAAUUUAAAUACACAAAAUAGUAUUCAGUUAUUGAAUAAAAUAAUACAUUACACAAGACCGUAUAUACAUAUAACCAGUUUGGAAACCAUUCAAUUAGAAAUUAGAACAAUGACCAGUUCUAAUGAAGAACUUCUAGAAAUGCUCGCUGAUAAAAUAAAAAAUGGCGAAUCGCUCAUAGAUCAGCUAAUAGACCGACAGGACUUGGAUGGAGUAUUGAAACUUCAAAGGAAAAUUCGCCAAGAAACAGACUUUUUAAAAAGAAUACAAAAAUCAGGCAAGGUGAAAAUAGAACAAUUAUCAUGUUCAAACUUGCGCCACUUAGGAGCGAUUGUUGAUUGUGCUGUUAGGCCUGGAGUGCUGUCUGUAUGCAAAGUGUUUCAUAUCAAUGAUGAUAGUAAAAUGGUGGUAGAUAUUGUCAGUGAUGAAGGAAAGACAUGGAUUAAAGUUAUUGCCAGAAAUCCUAAAUCGCUGUCAGCUUUAAGCUCAGGAAAGGCAUCAUAUGGUGCACGGUCCAUACUAGACCAAGCAGAUGAUUACAUGGAGUGUGCGCGGCUUUACCCAUGUAUGUAUCAGUCACCAAAGGUUGUAUUUGAAUUUGUAAGUGGGAUUGAAGAGUCUUUGGCUAAUAAGCUAAAAUCAAAAGGAGUGUUUGUAAAAGGAGAGGUGUUACCAGACUCUAGAUCAAAUGUAGAGUUUGAUGACUCAUAUGAGUCUAGUAGUGAUGAGGAGAUUUUUGAAAACAAUGGACAGAUUACAUUGCAAAGUUGGGAUAAAUGUUUAGAAGAGCACUCUGAUAUAAAUGUUUUGAAUUUAGAUGUGACAGCCAUGAUGGCUUACGUGAGCAAUAUGACCAAUGGCCAUUGCAAUUAUGUGUUCAAACAAAAAGUGCUCACAGAGCAGGCUGCCUGGGAGGCUGAGAGACCUGUGAAGCCUAUAUUAGAAAAAUUAUUUGAAGGUAAAACUUUGAUAUGCUGCAGAACAGGUUGGGAUGAUUUCGAGAAGAUAGUCAAUACAUUAGGCGGCCCAAUGGAGAAACAACGUACAGCUGAAUUGAAGGAUCGCGUCAUUGUCUAUGAUGAUGACUAUGGAGGGCAAGACGACUAUCCAAGGCAAAGUUUAAAAGUUAGAGGCCAUGUCCGGUUAAGAUCAAAGAUAGUUUUUAAUUUCGGACAUAGAAUUAAAGCGCUCACUGUUUCCGCUAAUGAUGGUUUCGUGCGUGCCGCGGCGCAACAGGGAGUUAAUUAUGCAACAUUUAUACACGAGUCACGCGCAUUGACAGAAGGGAAAGAAGCCACUGCUACUGAGAUAGUUUUAUGAUAUUUUAUAUGUAAAUAUGUAGUAUAAACUAGUAAUAUUAUUAAAUUAUGCUUGAAUUAUGAUCUUAAAGAGCUGUGAUAGUAACAUUAACGUCCAUAACAAUGAUGUUAUUAAAAUAAUUCUCUAUCUCUCUCUUUGAAUAUACAGAAUGUCCCGUAAUUAAUGGAUAAAACGCAAAUUGUACGAGUAGAUACACCACCUAAUUAUCUAAAUCUAAUUUAAUACCAAGUCAAUACAAAUGACUGCAUUAGAAAACGUAAGCAAAAAGGCAGAUAUUAUAUAUUUUAAAGAAAAAAGUUGAUUUGCACCAUUAAAUUAUUUUUCUUGUAAUGAAAAUUCAGCAGCUCCAAAUACAUUUUUACUAGCAACUUUGUAAGUUGUAACUACGAGUACAAAGAGUAGCCACAAGUUUUACAUCUAUUUAUAAACCUCGAUCAGUAUACAAGUUUUGAAAUAAUUAUGGUACACUUCAGUCCCAUUUUUUUUCACAACAUUUUUCUUUAAUCUGAUUAUCUUAAUGAUAGAAAAAUAAUUAUUGCAUUCGAAGCUUUUUCUCCAAAACAAAUAAAACAUUAUUUAAAAAAAUAGUAUUACAGUACAUUGGUAAUUCAUUAAAAAAUAUAACUUGGUCACCCUAGGGAAUUUUUCAAAACUAUUCAAAUUAGUUUUAGAUAAUCAGGUGGUGUAGGUGUUCAUAACUACCAUUUGCGUUUCAUCCAUUAAUUACAGGACAUCCUGUAUAAUCAUAAAUUACAAUAUUGAUAUUUUAGCUCUGAUAUAUUAUCUAUACCGGUUACUCUCCGAGAUCCGAUUUUGAAAUUUUUUUAGCAAUAGGUAUUAUAUCCCCGUAUUCACACGGGAACGGGGACUAUGUGGGAGAAACCUCGGGGCGUCUGCUAGUAUUAAGAUAUGGAGGUAAAUGAUAGUUAUCUUCACAGAACAAAUUAUUAAACAACACGAAAUAACUAUUUAUGUAAGUAAUACACAAUAAAUCUUUAAAUAAAGUAAA